Messenger RNA from Pristis pectinata (smalltooth sawfish), 1726 nucleotides. Its product is annotated as FK506-binding protein-like. The record is from RefSeq and is a predicted model, not a curated record. Bases 244 to 1179 code for a protein of 311 amino acids. Lineage: Eukaryota; Metazoa; Chordata; Chondrichthyes; Rhinopristiformes; Pristidae. The transcript has 2 exons. Gene Ontology annotation, molecular function: peptidyl-prolyl cis-trans isomerase activity; protein binding.
GGCGGCGGCCGCGGCCGGCGGUUGAGGGGAGGGGGGAGGAAGCUGGCGGCUGGGGUCUGGACCGGUGGCGGCGGCGUUGCUGGUCUCCCGGGAGCUGGGCGGGACCGGGGCCGGAGUCCGUACCUCCUGUCAUCGAAGCUGUACUGAAUGACAACCAUUUUCACUUGGGCACACGUCAUUGCCUGAUUCAUGGCACCGGGUACCUCAUGGUGUGAGGGCCACAGUCAUUCAACCUGAAGUAUAAUGGCAACGAGCCAACUGACUGAGAUUUUGGAGGCCACCAACAAUAACGAUAGGCAGGAACAAGUAAGAAAUCUGUCAGAUCAUUGGAUUCAUCCAAAAUCUUUCACCUGGGCGUGCCCAGAUCAUUCCUUUGUGAAGAAGAUUUUACAGGUCGGCAGUGGGCUAGAUAAACCCAAAGAAGGAUCCAGGUGCCGUGUAUGCAUUGAGGUGGAACCCACAAGCAAUUUUGAUUCAAGGAAGCAUUUUCCAAUUGGGAUCAAUCAGUCGGCGGAACUGAUUCUUGGCGAAAGUGAUACAUGGUUUGCAGAAGUAAUUGAUAAAUGCGUUGAGACAAUGCUGCUGGGAGAGCAGUGUGAAGUCCUUCUGGCUCCGGGUUUGGUGGAGGCAGGUACAGACCUUGCUGAUGGACUGAAGUUCACUGUGAAACUGGAAGAGUUGACUCUCCGUAAAGACUCCUGGGAGAUGACAUUCGAAGAAAAGUGGCAAGCAGCAAUGCACCACAAAACUAAAGGCACUGAGCAUUUUAAAAACGGGAAUCUCUUUGGAGCCACACGGCGCUACGCGAAAUCGCUGAGGCUGCUGGUGUCAGUGAAAUACGAAGUCCCUCCCGAGAAAGGAGAGGAGUACAACAAAGUCAGGUGCACACUGUACUCAAACCUGGCUGCCUGCCAGCUGAAGCAAAACCAGUACAGAAACGUCAUCCAGAACUGCUCCAAGGCACUGGAGAUAGAGCCCAACUCCGUGAAGUGCCUGUACCGUCGGGGUCAGGCCUAUGCCUCCAUCAAUGAGGUUGACAAAGCCAAAGGGGAUUUGAAGAGGGUGCUGAAGCUGGAGCCAGGAAACACAGCUGCUGUGCAGCAACUGAGAAUUGUCACUAAACAAAUCAGAGCCCAAAAUGAAAAACUGGGCAAAGCAAUGAGUAAGUUAUUCAGCUAGGGCUGGCAAACAUUUGCACACACUGUCCAUUUGCUAAAACUGUCUUAUUUAAGAAACAUGUUCCUGAAUACAGGAAGACUUCAUGUUUUUGGAUCAGUAUGUAUGUGUUUACAAAGGAUCUUACUGUACUGUUGUGUACUUUGGGGUUAUAACCACUAUAAAGUUGCUUUGCACAAAAGCCCUCUGUUCAUUCCACAAUGUUAAUAAAUUUUGAUGGGAAAUUGUUAAUUAUCCAGAUAGUUUUCAAAGUAAAGUAACUAGCUAAUCUCUUGAGGUUUUGUUUGUAGAUUUUGUUGGGGCUUGAAACACUGUGAUAAGAUUUAGCUGCUAAGUGGAACUGUCACUCAUUGCUCCAAUGUUUCCUGCUUUAAGUGGUCUGGAUAAUCACUGAGGCUAUACGGAGUUUAACUGGUGUUUACAUUUUGCAUGUUGUUUUUGUACAUUUCUGUCUUGGGAAAAGAAGUUUAUUUGGAUACCUUGACCGCAACCGUGAUGUGUACUGUUCAAUCAAAAUUCUUAAUUAAACUUCCAAAUUUCCUGUGAAAUU